Molecule: messenger RNA, 2277 nt
Organism: Micromonas commoda
Lineage: Eukaryota; Viridiplantae; Chlorophyta; Mamiellophyceae; Mamiellales; Mamiellaceae
Exons: 3
Coding region: 1-2277 (758 amino acids)
Biological process (GO): protein phosphorylation
Cellular component (GO): plasma membrane
Molecular function (GO): ATP binding; protein kinase activity; protein binding
Source: RefSeq, a predicted model, not a curated record
AUGCCGCCGCUUCCGACCUUCAGGGUUUUGUCCAAGGUAGAUCUGAAGAUAGCGACUCGCAACUUCAGGAGCGAUGAGAGGUUUGGCGAGGAGGGUCCGAGCGGCAUCACUUACAAGGGGAAACUGGGAGAGACGGCUAUCGCGGUCAAGGUGGCCAGCGGCUCAGGCACGGGGAUCGACAAAGAUCCAACCGCGCGCGACUUUAUGAAAACCCUGAUCCUGAAGCAGCCCCCCAGCCACCCGAACGUGGUGCCAAUCAUGGGAAUAUCGCUGGACGGGGGACAGUGCGUGAUGUCCGCGCUCGCGCCGGGCGGAACGCUCGAGUCGCGGCUCACGCAGCUGAACUGGUUUCAGAGGCUGAAGGUAGCGCAGGGUGCGUUCACCGGACUCGCGGCGUUGCACAAGGCGGGAGUGGUCCACGGAAACCUGAAGACCACGAACGUCUUCGUGGCUCCCGACGGCCUGGACGGGCUGGUGGGCGACUACGCGGCGGGGCGAAGGCCGGAUUUCGAGAAGAUGGCGCCGAGUGUGCUCAACUACUACGAUCCAGAGUUCGUCAAGGGCAACGAAGCGACGAACGAAUCCGACGUGUACUCGCUCGGCAUCGUCCUCCUCGAGCUUCUGGCGUCCCAGAAGGACGGGGAGGUUCCCGCGGUCCAGAACGGGGGCGAUCGCGGAGGCGGACCCCUGGACGAGUUCGCAGAUGCCGCCGCUUCGGGAGGCUGGCCGGAGGACGUGGCGAGAGAGGUCAUCGAGCUCGCGGCGGCGUGCGUGAGACCCAACGCCAGGCGGAGGAAGAGCGCGGAUAUCAUCGCCAGGGCGCUGAAGCAGAUUGCCCAGGACGAGGUGGACGAGGCUGGAAACGUGGUGACGCUGAUGCGGCUUGCAGACAAGGCGUGCGGCACAGCGAGGGAUCAAUCCGCCAAUCUGCCAAGGUUCGACAAGAUGCGCGCGAGGGAGAGGGCGCAAUUCGAGUUCGCGGCGCUUAAGCUUCAGGCUAGGUGGAGGGGAAGGGUCGCGAGAAGACGGUUCGAGAAGCUCAAGAGAUCAGGAGCUUCGUCGCAAGUUGUCUCCGACGAGAGCCUGGACGCAAUGUUCACCCCCGAGGAGGUCAAGGCUGCCGUGUUCAUCCAGACCAGGUGGCGAGGCAUAAUGGCGAGGAAAAAAACCCGCAAGCUGAUUGCGCAAAAGAAGGGUGUCGCCCUUCAGGAAGAAGAUGCCAGCACCGCCCUGACCAGGAAACAGCUCAACGAGAUGGCCCUGGCGGAGCAAGAGGCGGAGGAGCGCGAGAUUUUGCACGCGGAGAUUUUCGGCCGCAUAGCCGCCAUGCUCGCGGAUGGUGACCUGGAGGUUCAGAGGGUGGGUGCCACCGCUCUCGCGAUUUAUACCGACAGGGACGAGUCGCCCGAUCCGACGGAGGCGGCGAAUUGCGCUGUCAACGCCGGGGUUCUCGGACCCCUUGUGCAUGUGUUCACCUCCAGGAACCAGGUUGCGGUGAUGGAAUCCGCGAGGGCGCUGGAGAACAUCACCGUGGAGUUACCCGCGGAACAGAAUCGCGCGUUGCGUGCAGGAGCGCUGGAGGCGUGCCUCAGGCUCAUCGCGGAUAGCUCUCACCCGGUCACCCUCAGAGCGAGCGGUGCGAGGGCGCUCAGGGGUCUGUUGCUCCAGAACCCACCCGCGUGUCGACGAGCCGUAGAGAAGGGUGCGCUCGACGCCCUCACCGCGCUGAUGCAGGUCAAAGACCCAGAGGCCCAGAGCUCGUCAUCCGCGGCGCUCGCGGGCCUCGCGGAUGCUGACAGCGAGAUCCUUCAGAAACUUGGGGUCGAGCGGCUCGUGGGCAUGGCGGUGAGAGCGCGGGAUGCGCCAAUGCGCGCGGCGACAAUCGCGUUUGUUAGCAAGCUCGCGAGAGACAGCGACACGCACGAGGAGAUCAUAGCGGCCGGAGGAUUAGAGCUACUGAUCGGUAUGAUCCUGCGCCUGAACGAGGAGGCGGUUUGGGGUUUGGCGUCGAUGUCUUCGGUCGAAGAUAACUGGGCGCAGAUCGCCGAGGUGAUGACUGUGGACGCGUUCGGAGCGCUCAAGGAUCUCAUCGAGUUGGGCGGCGACUAUGGAAAGGAGGGGGCGGCUUGGGCGUGCUGCUACCUCGCAGGACAUCCGAGUCUGCAGGUGAUGAUGAUCAAGGCAAAUGUCCUAUUGCCUCUGGUAGGUUUGGUGAAGUCUGGGUCCAGGCGCGUGAAAAAAGCGGCUGAACGUGCCCUCAAGGCUCUAGCAUCGUGA